Messenger RNA from Cadophora gregata, 644 nucleotides. RefSeq names its product histone H3.1. The transcript is spliced from 3 exons. Gene Ontology annotation, molecular function: protein heterodimerization activity; DNA binding; structural constituent of chromatin. Gene Ontology annotation, cellular component: nucleosome. The record is from RefSeq and is a predicted model, not a curated record. NCBI's taxonomy places the organism in Eukaryota, Fungi, Ascomycota, Leotiomycetes, Helotiales, Ploettnerulaceae. The coding region runs from base 149 to 556 and encodes 135 amino acids.
CUCGCAACCCCAAGUAAGUUGCAAAGGAAGAGCCUAAAGCUUCACGAGCCAGCCUACGACUCCCAAGCUCCAAGAUGGAGGACAGCAAAGGCAUUUACUACAAACCUCACCAGUUUCCAUCAUUGCCGAUCAAGCAACAAGCUCAAGCAUGAACUCUCACAACAACCUUACUUUUCGACCCAAGGAGACUAACACCAGUCAUUCUGAGCGUCAAUUGGCCCAAGAUGAUCCGAAGGAUGAGGGGAGUGGAACUUCAGCUCCCACGCUCCCAGGCGACGACAACGAAGGCGAUUCAGAUGAUCUUAUAAUCCGCCAAGAAUUAUUCGCUCACCUCGCUCAUGAGAUCUUCAGUGAACUCAAAAUUGAUACAAGACUGUCGUCGACAGCAAUUGAGGCGCUUCAGAAGGGAGCUGAGGCGUGGCUGGUCAUGAUCUUUCAAGAUGCGAACCUCGAAGCUAUCAAGAACCACAGAUUCACGGUCCAGGCAAGAGAUAUGGAGGUCGCUCAGUUUGUCAUGAAGUAUGGACGAGAUGCAGCUCAUGAGGCGCAGGGAUGAUCCAAUUUCUUCUUCUAUUUUCCCACCACGGGUGUUUCAGAUAAAUGCUUGUUUACUGAACGUGGCGAUUUUAGACAAGAAAAUACAA